Messenger RNA from Cottoperca gobio, 5503 nucleotides. Its product is annotated as glycogen debranching enzyme-like. Gene Ontology annotation, biological process: glycogen catabolic process; glycogen biosynthetic process. The record is from RefSeq and is a predicted model, not a curated record. The transcript has 33 exons. NCBI's taxonomy places the organism in Eukaryota, Metazoa, Chordata, Actinopteri, Perciformes, Bovichtidae. Bases 34 to 4605 code for a protein of 1523 amino acids. Gene Ontology annotation, molecular function: amylo-alpha-1,6-glucosidase activity; 4-alpha-glucanotransferase activity.
AGCAUGUUAGAGGCCAGCUGACAGAGCAGAGGCAUGGAGAGACUAGAGAGAGCUCUGUUUCGUCUGGAACAAGGCUAUGAGCUGCAGUUCCGUCUUGGUCCUACCCUCCAGGGUAAGGAAGUCCAGGUAUACACCAACUACCCUGCAAAAGGCCACAAGUUUGAUCGGCUAAAGUUUUGUCCUUUGGACUGGUUCUACCCAAACGGAUGUGAGGAUGACUGUGAUAAAUACUGCAGACUGGACUUAAUUGUGGCUGGAUCCUACCAGUACUACUUCUCCUGUGGGGAUAAAGAGAAAGUGAGUGGUGGUUACAUUGUAGUUGAUCCAGUGCUGAGGGUGGGAGCCAACAAUGACAUCCUUCCACUGGACAGCAUCAGCAGUCAAACAUACGUGGCCAAGUGCCUUGGCCCACUGGACAAAUGGAUUGACAGGGUCAGGGUCGCAAAGGAGACUGGCUACAACAUGAUCCACUUCACCCCGCUACAGAAGCUUGGUGUAUCUGGCUUUUGCUACUCCAUGGCUGAUCAGCUGAUGUUAAACCCUGACUUCUCACCUGAGGGGAAGCACUAUACCUGGGGAGACAUUGGUAAUCUCGUGGAGACAUUGAGGAAAGACUGGAACAUGCUCUGUAUCACCGAUGUGGUCUAUAAUCACACAGCUGUUAGCAGUGAGUGGAUUCAUCUCCAUCCUGAGUGUGGUUACAACCUGGUAAACUCUCCUUAUCUGAAACCAGCUUGGCUUCUAGACAGAGCUCUGUGGCACCUCAGUUGUGAGGUGGCUGAUGGAAAAUAUGCUGAACGAGGAGUACCAGCACUCUUUCAAGAUGAAGGGAACAUGAAUGCUCUCCGGGUCAUUUUGUGGCAAGAGGUAUUCUCCAGGCUAAGGCUGUGGGAGUUCCUGCAGGUCAGUGUGGAUGAAGCUACGGAGCAGUUCAGACAGCUGCUGCAGGCUGGUAGUUUAGGUAUCAGUUCCACGUCUAGUCCAGAGUGUAAGAAGCAGCUGAAGAUAGUGCAGGACCCUCGGCACCGACGCUUUGGAAACACGGUGGACAUGAACUCUGCCUUUGAUAUUUUCACACCUCACAGUAUGAGCCCAUCAGACGUCCAGGAGUGUUGUCUCUGUUUCAGAAAGAGACUGGAGGAGCUUAACUUGGAAUUGUAUAAAGAGAUGAACCACCACGCAGAGCAGGCGACUAACUGCAUUGUAGGAAAUGUAGUUUAUGAGCGUAUUUCUGAUCAGGGGCCUAAUCUGGGUCCAGUCUCAAGGAAGUACCCUCUCUGUACGAGGUAUUUCAUCUUCCCUUUUAAAGAGAUGACCUUUGAUGAAGAAAUGCAGCUGAUGGAGCAGAAAGAGAAGGCGUGUCACUUCCUGGCCCAUGAUGGCUUAGUGAAAGGAAAUGACCCGCUCAGAAACUUUGCUGAACCAGGCUCACAGGUCUACUUGCGGAGAGAACUGGUCUGUCAGAGUGACACUAUCAAGCUUUGUUACGGAGAGAAACCGGAGGACUGUCCUUACCUGUGGGCUCAUAUGAAGACAUACACAGAGAUUACAGCUACGGUCUUCUCUGGUGUAUGCAUGGUCAACUGCCUGUCCACCCCUCUGCAUGUGUCUGAGGUGAUGCUUGCAGCAGCCAGAUCCAUCAAGCCUAACCUCUAUGUGAUAGCGGAUAUCUGUACCGGCAGUCAGCUCUUUGACAAUGUCUUUGUAAACCGCCUGGGAAUUACCAGUUUGGUGCGAGAUACUGUGGAUACCGCAGAGAGUCAGGAGGAGGGGGGCUGUCAGUCCUUGUUUGGCAGGGAGCCUGUAGGAGCCUUCGUCCAGCCCAGCCUUCGGCCUUUGAUCCCAGCUGUCACUCGCAUGAUGUUCAUGGACUCGCAUGAUGUUUAUGGCCCCAACAAUCAAAGUCCCAACCAGAAGAGUUCAGUGUACGACUUCUUGCCUAGAUCUACACUGGUUUCUAUGGCCUGCUGUGCUACAGGCAGCACCAGAGGAUUUGAUGAGCUGCUUCCUCAUCAGAUCUCAGUGUUGAGGGAGGGUCAUCAGUACACUUGCUGGAACUCUGAUGCCCAAACAUCUGACCAGGUCAACCUGCAGACUGGGAUCCUGGCUGGGAAGCUGGCACUGAACAGGCUUCACCAAGAGCUGGCUGCUGAGGGCUUUACUCAGGUGUAUGUGGAGCAGCUGGGUGAGGGCGUGGUUACAGUGACCAGACACUGUCCCAGCAGCCACCAGUCUGUGGUGGCUGUGCUGCGAAGGGCGAUCAAGAAUCCAGAGACAAACCAUUUUACAGAUGAUGUUCCACCUUUGUUCAUACCAGGUUGUAUUAAAGAGGUGGUAUUGGAGGCUCUGACCAUUGUGAGGAGCACCAACUCCAACAAAAUAGAUGACAAAAACCUCAGUGGCCUGCCAGAGUGCACUGUAGAGAUCAAAGAACACAUCCAGCUGAAGGACAGUAAGGUGGUGAAAAAGGCAGACAUGGUUUCAAAACACAACAGUGUUGUUCAGGAGAUAGUGUUUGAGAAGUUUACACCAGGCUGCAUCAUCAUCUUCAGGGUGACUCUGGAGCCCGGGUCCCAGGAGCAGCUGGGGGCUCUGAGACGCCACCUGAUCCAAUUUAGUCCUCAGUACCAGACUGGCUCCAUGGCUGAACACAGUACACCAUCUAUUCUCACCAAUCCCUUGAUGAUCAUCAUGUCCAAGCUGACCCUGGCUGAAAUGAAUGUGCUGCUGUACCGCUGUGAUGCCGAGGAGAGAGAGGAUGGGGGAGGAUGCUACAACAUUCCUUCAUGGUUACCUCUCAACUAUGGGGGUUUGCAAGGGCUGAUGUCUGUGAUGUCAGAGAUUCGUCCAAAGAAUGAUCUUGGUCAUCCGCUCUGUGAUAACCUGAGGCAGGGAGACUGGAUGAUGGACUAUGUUUCCAACAGACUUUUAGCCAAGGGUGGAGCUAUCGGAGAGGUGGGCCACUGGUUCCAGGCCAUGUUUGGCUACCUGAAGCACAUCCCCCGCUACCUUGUGCCUUGCUACUUUGACUCCAUUAUUCAAGGAGCCUACACCACCGCUCUAGAGGCUGUUUUCAAACGCAUGUCAAGCUUUGUGCAGAAUGGUUCCAGCCUGGUUAAACAGCUGUCGCUGGGUUCCGUGCAGAUGUGUGGUGUAGAUCACAGUUGGGCGCUGCCCACAAUCUCUCCUCAACUUAAAGACGUCCCAUUCCACCUUAGUGAAGUCACUAACCAGGAGGAACAGUGCUGUGAGUCACUCGCAGCAGGUCUUCCUCACUUUUGUGCUGGGGUAUUCCGUUGUUGGGGCCGUGACACCUUCAUUUCCCUGAGAGGCCUGCUGUUGCUGACUGGCAGACACCUGGAGGCUCGGACCAUCAUCCUGGCAUGUGCAGGCACAUUGCAUCACGGCCUGAUCCCCAACCUGCUGGGCCAGGGCUGCAGUGGGCGCUACAAUUCCAGGGAUGCUGUGUGGUGGUGGCUGCAGUGUAUCCAGGAGUACUGCACACUAGUACCAGACGGUGUCUCUAUCCUCAGGUGUGCCGUCCAAAGGAUGUACACCACCAACGUAUCUGAGCCUCAGCCUUCUGGAGCCCGGGAACAGCCGCUGUAUGAUGUUAUCCAGGAGGUCAUGCAGCAACAUAUGCAUGGCAUCCAGUUCAGAGAGACCAACGCUGGGCCACAAUUGGAUAGCAAUAUGAGUGAUGAAGGAUUUAAUGUGGAGGCCGGAGUGGACCAGUCCACUGGCUUCAUCUAUGGAGGAAAUCGCUUCAACUGUGGAACUUGGAUGGACAAGAUGGGUGAGAGUGAGAAGGCGCACAACAAGGGAAUACCUGCUACUCCCAGGGAUGGCUCUGCAGUGGAGAUAGUGGGCCUGUGUAAAUCAACUGUACGAUGGCUUGUGAAACUACACAACAGUGGGCACUUCCCCUAUGCAGCAGUCAACAUACGCAGAGAAGGACAGACAUCUUCUGUGUCAUAUGUGAAGUGGGAUCUGAAGAUCCAAGAGAACUUUGAGAAGAAGUUCUACAUAUCCCAUGAUCGCCAGGACUCUGAAGGGAAACAACCCGAGCUGGUCCACAAAAAAGGCAUCUACAAGGACAGUUUUCGGUCUUCCAGCCCCUGGUGUGACUACCAGCUACGGACUAACUUCCCUAUUGCCAUGACGGUUGCGCCUGAGCUGUUCACUGUGGAGAAAGCCUGGGGGGCUCUGGGUGUAGCUGAGAAUAAGUUACUGGGGCUUUUGGGAAUGAAGACACUGGACCCUGAUGACAUGGUGUACUGUGGAGUCUACAACAAUAACCUGGAUAAUGAUAACUUCAAUCAAGCUAAGGGCUUCAACUAUCAUCAAGGCCCAGAAUGGUUGUGGCCCGUCGGCUACUUCCUGCGUGCCAAACUUUACUUUGCCAAGAAAAUGGGAAAGGAGACGUAUGACAAAACUGUUAACCUGGUGAAAAACAUUCUCUCUCGUCACUCCGUACAUUUGGAGAGGUCACCUUGGAAGGGUCUCCCUGGGCUGACCAAUGAGAAUGGCCAGCACUGCCAGUUCAGCUGUGAAAGCCAAGCCUCAUCCAUGGCUACCAUCCUGGAGGUUCUGUAUGACCUUUGACCCAAACAACACAAUCAACAGUGGUCAGUCUCCUGCUGACCUUACAAUGGUCCCUGUCCGGAAUUAAACCAGCUACCAUUUUUGUAAAACAUGUGUACUGUAACUAUAACACCAAAGUUGAUAUACAAUUCUUGUUGUUCUUGGGUGCGCGGAAUGACACCAAAUAUGCUAAGCCUCAGAACAUAUAGAUGGUUGUUCCACAUGGAGCAGAACUGGCUCAGAGCGCUUUGUCAUAGAUUCUCCAUGUGUGUGGAAUUCUACUGGAGGGACAAACGGUAUUCUUCCAAAAGGUAUUCCUUCAUUUUAUUUUAGCUGCAGAAAGCUAUGUAGCAUAAUCUCCCAUAGGUGUUCAGAUGGGUUGAGAUCUAGUGACUGAAAGCCAUACUAUAUUAUUCACAUCAUUUUAUUAUACUCAUCAAACCAUUCAGUGACCCCUCAUUGCCUGUGUUGAAGCAUGUUACAUUUUUCCAGCCAUUUUGUUAGGUUAUUCCUUUAUUUUGUUACCUGUUGACAACGUUUUUUUCAUUUAUCCAACGUUUGCAACGUUAGAUAAAUGCUUGAAAUGUAAAUGCUAAAGAACAGUGUGCCAAGAUCCUCUACAAAUCUGGCCAAAGUAUUAUCAGAGUGGUUACUGUGAUUAGGGUCUUACAGUUCUGUUGGACGAUUAAUUAUCAAACAUGUCAGGGUUCAUUAGUGUGCAUCUUUUACGGGAGAGGGAGUCACUAUCUGGUGGAGUGAUAGAAAUUCAAAUGUACAAACGCAUGGUUCUUCAUGGCUGGUUAUGGGACUUUUGAUACCUGAAAGUUGAGCCUCUAACAGGAAGAGAGGGAGUAUUUGGUCGUAUUUGAAAAUGGGGUAUGGAACUGAACACAUUCAACAUUUUAUUUAGUGUAAUGAA